AAACAUAUGAUUAACUUCAGGUUAACGUCAUAAAACAAAAUAUUAUGUAGAAUUAGAAAACAAUCGUUCACAAAUAAAAAUCAGUUUUAUCAGUCAUGCGUCAUCGGCCAUAUGUUUUCGCUAUCAGUAUUUUUACUAUUUCAUUGUUCAGAAUCCGAGAAAGCUUCUGCUAUAGUAAUGCUGCAAAAAUACACGAUUUACCACCUUGGGAUUACUUAAUGUUUUCUCAAAGAUGGGCUAUUUCUGCUUGUAUAGAAUGGGAGGAAAAAGCUAAAAACAAUGUUUGCAAACUCCCUGCUCAGCAUAAUUCUUGGUUAAUCCAUGGGCUCUGGCCUACAAAAUCAGGUACAAACGGUCCUAAUAAUUGUGAUUCAGCUAUUCAUUUUGACCCAGAUCAACUCCAGCCUAUACUAAAUGAUCUGAAUGAAUAUUGGACCAAUAUAGAGGGUAACACAAAAGUAAACUCUUUCUGGUCACAUGAAUGGGAUAAACAUGGAACAUGUGCAUCAAGUUUACCCCAGCUCAAUAGCGUGUAUAAUUAUUUUCAUAAAGGUCUAGAAUUGCACAGCCAGUAUAAUAUGUUGUCGAUACUUAAGGAUUCAAAUAUAUCACCUAAUAUGAAUAAUUAUACUAUAGAUGAUUUCUAUAGCGCAAUAUUUAAAAAAUUGAAUGUUACUCCACAAGUUCAGUGUGUAGUAGACUCAAAAACAAAAGAAUCAUUGAUCAGUGAAUUACGGUUAUGUUUUAAUAGAUCAUUUCAAUUGAUAAACUGUACUUCUCAGAAUUUAGAACCUAGUAACUGUAGUAAAAAAAAGGCAAUAAAAUACUUAGCAGAUAUUCCGGGUGAGAUGGCAGAAGCUACAGUGGAUGGUUAUUUUAUAGAUCCUCAAGAAAUUAUUGCCCAAGAACAAAUGUUGCAUGAGUGGUAUAUUCUCAUCAAAUUUCUCAUUUGGUUCACACUGUGAAAUAAAAAUGAAAGUACCUAGAUCAAAUUGUAAUAAUUGGGUCAUAAAUAAAUUAUAUUUUUAAAAAUGAA
Molecule: messenger RNA, 1036 nt
Organism: Coccinella septempunctata (seven-spotted ladybird)
Lineage: Eukaryota; Metazoa; Arthropoda; Insecta; Coleoptera; Coccinellidae
Product: ribonuclease Oy-like
Exons: 2
Coding region: 96-965 (289 amino acids)
Biological process (GO): RNA catabolic process
Cellular component (GO): extracellular region
Molecular function (GO): RNA binding; ribonuclease T2 activity
Source: RefSeq, a predicted model, not a curated record